Molecule: messenger RNA, 959 nt
Organism: Sitodiplosis mosellana (orange wheat blossom midge)
Lineage: Eukaryota; Metazoa; Arthropoda; Insecta; Diptera; Cecidomyiidae
Exons: 1
Coding region: 49-714 (221 amino acids)
Source: RefSeq, a predicted model, not a curated record
UCGCCCGUCGUUGAUCAACCACCACGAAUACCGGCCCGCUACGAAAGUAUGAUUCACGACGAUCGAAACUAUGAGCAAAUCGAAAAUAUUACAAGCGCUUGGAAAACGUUGGGCGUAAAUGAUGUUCGACAUACGGAAAAUUCGAGCACAAUUGAAGAUGAAAUUACCGAAUUCGUUUGGCAACGAUCGCAAUCUCAGAAGGAGUUCGGUUCGGCUCGCAAAAUGCCAGUCACUAUGACUGCAUAUGAAGCUGAAUUAUUGUCGACGAGAAAGAAAAAUGGCGACUACGAUACGCUCAACUUUGAACCAAAAGCGAAGCCAAUCAAUCCAAAUAAUGACUAUCGAACCAUUGUGACAAUUACAGCGCCGGCAUACAAGAAGCAAACAUCGCAACCGAUCACAUCGAAUGAUUAUGAGAUUAUUGGCGAUUGUGCAACGAUUACAACCAACGCUACCAACACCACCACGUCGACCACCAACAAUGGCAAGCCAACGAUUGAACCGAAGCCAUAUCGUUUGGCCGACGACAGUCAUAUGGGAUAUGGGGUACUUCGAAAACCAAUAACAAAUAUCAAUUCGUCGCCGAAAUCACCAACAUCCAACGAUUCAAAUACAAUCGGCAUCGGAACCUCGUCUAGCGCCGACGAUCUCGUCAAUCAUCGAAAAUUCAAUGGCCUCAAUUAUGCCAUUGUCAAUAAAUCCAAUCAAGUUUGAUUUCUAUGAGAAAUUGAAGCUAAAAAUAAACUAAACACUAGCCAUACAUCAACAAAUAAAAGACGUGUAAGCAUAUCGCUACCAUUUCCAUUAGCGAGAUUAGAGAGAAGAAGGAGAAUAAAUCGAAAACUGUCUUGAACAAGCACUCAUGUAUUUUAGUCAUGUACCACUAUCGUUUAGUCAUAAAACAUUAAGAAGACCUUAUUCUACUUCCGCAUCUAGAUAUAAAUGAAAUUUUUUUUGAU